Olea europaea var. sylvestris is the source of this 1627-nucleotide messenger RNA. Its product is annotated as serine carboxypeptidase-like 40. The record is from RefSeq and is a predicted model, not a curated record. Gene Ontology annotation, cellular component: vacuole. Lineage: Eukaryota; Viridiplantae; Streptophyta; Magnoliopsida; Lamiales; Oleaceae. The transcript has 8 exons. Gene Ontology annotation, molecular function: serine-type carboxypeptidase activity. Bases 12 to 1502 code for a protein of 496 amino acids. Gene Ontology annotation, biological process: proteolysis.
UCUCAACAGAAAUGAAACCAAAUACAAUGGAGAAGCUUCUCCUUUUCAUUACUUUCUUUUCAUCGUAUUUUACUGCACUGAGCUUCGGAAAAAAUCAAAUCGAAGCUCUUUCCCAUCUUUAUGAGGCCAAGCUAAGGAGCAAUUCGACCAUCGACAAAAGUCAUUUCAUUGCAAGUCAUAAUUUUCUUGGCACAGAAGUCAAUCCUCAGAAUGAGAUGAAAGAAAGGGAUAGGAUUGAGAAAUUGCCAGGACAGCCACCCGUUCGAUUCAAACAGUACGGUGGAUAUGUUACAGUGAAUCAAAAGGCUGGCAGAGCAUUUUAUUAUUAUUUUGCAGAGGCUCAGCACUCUAAAGAAUCUCUGCCUCUUCUUCUUUGGCUCAAUGGAGGCCCUGGUUGUUCUUCUCUUGCCUAUGGAGCAAUGCAAGAGCUAGGACCAUUCCGUGUUAAAAGCGACGGCAAAACCUUGUUCAAAAAUAAAUAUGCAUGGAACUAUGCAGCAAAUUUGUUAUUUUUGGAGUCUCCUGCCGGGGUUGGGUUCUCAUAUUCAAACACGACGUCAGAUUAUGAGAAGAGUGGAGAUCGAAUAACAGCCAAUGAUAAUUAUAUUUUCUUACUGAAUUGGCUAGAGAGAUUUCCCGAGUACAAAAACAGGGAUUUUUACAUUUCUGGAGAGAGCUAUGCUGGUCAUUACGUGCCUCAAUUGGCUCAUACCAUUCUUUACAAUAACAAGAAGGUCAACAAGAACGUUAUUAAUCUCAAAGGAAUAAUUAUUGGAAAUGCUGUAAUCAAUGACGAGACAGAUAGGAGAGGGAUGUAUGAUUAUUUUGCAAGCCAUGCAUUAAUAUCCGAUGGGACUUGGAAUAAAAUCCAAAAAUACUGCAAUUUCACCGCCGAUUCCUCUGAAGAUUCUGAUGAAUGCACUGAUGCAACUACUGAAGCAAAGAGAAAUGUAAAUAGUAUCGACAUCUACAAUAUCUAUGCUCCCUUGUGCUCUAAUACCAGUCUUACUGACAAGCCCAAAAAGGCUUCGAUUGAAAAUAUGGAUCCAUGCAGUGAAUAUUAUGUGUAUGCUUACAUGAAUCGGCCUGAUGUUCAAGAGGCACUCCAUGCCAAUGUUACCAAAUUAGAUCAUGAUUGGGAACCAUGCAGUGAUGUCAUAAAGGAUUGGGGAGAUAGUCCAUCGACAAUUCUUCCUCUACUAAGAGAGUUCAUGGCUAAUAGACUUCGAGUGUGGAUAUUUAGUGGUGAUACGGAUGGAAGAGUACCAGUAACUUCAACGAAGUAUUCCAUUAAUAAGAUGAAACUUGAAGAAACAACUAUGUGGCGUCCUUGGUUCCUAAGUGGAGAGGUUGGUGGGUAUACACAAGUUUAUAAAGGAAACAUAACAUUUGCCACAAUUCGAGGGGCAGGGCAUCAAGUCCCCAGUUACCAACCUGCUAGAGCUCUUUCGCUGAUUAAGCACUUCCUUGGUGGAACUGACCUCAAUUCUUCUAGACAAUAAUGAAAUCCAUGAUUGUUCAAUGCAAUAUGUAAUGAAAACUUUGGCUCCAUCUGUUCAAUUCUUUCAACCAAAAUAAUGAAAUCCAUGAUUGUUCAACGAAAUAUGUAGUGAAAACUUUGGCUCCA